Triticum turgidum subsp. durum (durum wheat) is the source of this 636-nucleotide messenger RNA. Lineage: Eukaryota; Viridiplantae; Streptophyta; Magnoliopsida; Poales; Poaceae. The record is from the annotation of a GenBank genome assembly.
AUGGCGGAGGAACUGUCUGCCAAGCGUCAGUGCAGCGAGACGUCCGACCAGAGCAGCAACCUCGACGACGUUCAUGUCCCCGGCGAGAAGCGCGAGUACACCCGAACCCUCACAGGGGUUGAGAUCCACGGCAAGGAGAUGCUGGAGGUCGUCUGCACCAGCAAACCAGACAAGGCCGAAGAGAUGAUCAGCAGGCUCUGGAGGAAGGCUGGCGGCUUGUAUCCUAGGUUUGUUGGUGUUCAUGUGGAGUAUACCAGGGAAGACGAACCUCCGCAGAGAUCAGCAGUUAUGCAACUAUGUGUGGAGGAACUCUGCCUGGUGUACCAUGUCGCAACGGCCACAAAAUGCAAAAAAACUAAGAAGUUGGUGAAGCACUGGCCUAAGAGCCUCAACGAUAUGCUGAAGCAUGAGAAGUUGUUCACCUUUGUUGGUUUCAACAUUCAAGGUGACAAGGAGAAGUUGAAGAUGUAUGGUUUCGAGAUCAACCCCAACAAGAAGGAGGACCAUAAUCUGUGGGGGAUCAGCCCGCUACCAAAUUACCUCAUCGAGUACACAACGAUAGAUGUGUACGCCACCUACAAGUCAUGGAAGAUAAUCGACAACAUCUCCACAGGUCUAGAAAUUUCAAAAGAGUAG